Messenger RNA from Lotus japonicus, 808 nucleotides. RefSeq lists its product as uncharacterized. The coding region runs from base 93 to 767 and encodes 224 amino acids. Lineage: Eukaryota; Viridiplantae; Streptophyta; Magnoliopsida; Fabales; Fabaceae. The transcript has 2 exons. The record is from RefSeq and is a predicted model, not a curated record.
CAUUUUAUUCAGAGUUACCAAACAAACCAACCCCUAUAAGCUAGCCCAAAACCUCUUACUAGCAAUACUAGCUUCAUAACCUGGAAAUAAAUAUGGGAGUGGCUGUUUAUUUGGAUAUCAUUUUGGUCCCUUUGAGUCUUUUCAUCACAAUAGGUUACCAUGUCUACCUCUGCCAUGCCAUUAAGAACAAACCUUCAAGAACAACUUAUGGAAUUGAUAGGCUUAGGAGGACAGCUUGGGGUGAGAACUUAAAUCAGGGUGAAGACAAGAAGGCUAUGCUAACUGUACAAAGCUUGAGGAACACACUCAUGACCACCAUACUCACAGCUACUAUAACCAUUCUUGUGAACUUGGCUUUGGCAGCUCUGACCAACAACACCUACAAAGCUAGCCAUCUCUUCAAUAGUGAAUUUUUUGGCUCAAAAUCAGACAAAGUCUUUGUUUUGAAGUAUGGGUCAGCAUCAUUUUGCUUGUUGUUUAGCUUCUUAUGCAGCUCCAUGGCCAUAGGAUUUCUAAUUGAUUCCAAUUAUCUGAUGAAUGCUUAUGGGGAGUUCUUGUCUGGGGGUUACACACAGAACAUACUUGAAAGAGGGUUCACCUUAGCUCUUGUUGGAAAUAGGAUGCUCUGUGUUGCUGUUCCUUUGAUGCUGUGGAUGCUUGGUCCAUUUGCAGUGUUUUUAGCCUCUUUGGCAUUGGUUUGGGUGUUGCGCGAGUUUGAUUUUGUCCCCCAAUUCCCACACAGCAAUAAAAACAAUGUAUCAAUGUGAAAUAACCUGUUUUUAGCACUGAUAAAGAUUUUAUGUUCUCA